UGUUCAUGGAAUAAAAUCUUAGCAGAAAGCAGUUUUUUCAUUUAAAGUUAUAGGAUUAUUAUUACAUAAGUAAAUUCAAGUAACCAGCUUUCAUUUCAGUCGCGUUAAAACUAAUAUACUCUGCGAAAAUAAUAUUGGUGUUAUCGCAUAAGCCUAUUUUUAGCAUAAUUGUGAUAAAGGUCCACAGUUACGUCCUGCGUACCGCAUUCGAUGGCGUUUACUAGUGGAGAGCAAUCGUGUUUUGAUUAAUUUCCAGCUGAAAUUCAGUGAAAAAAGGUUACAAUGGAAGACGAAUUUGCAACUGUUGUAUCCGUAGAGGUGGUUCCGAAUAUUUUUGUGCCUAUCGAAUGGCCUAUCGAAGGCUUAGAAAAUCUCAUUGUGACUUUGGCAAAAAAAAUAAUUGCAAGGUUUAAUUUCUUGAGCCCCAUUGUACAGGUAAAAAAUAUACCGACAAGGUUAAUCCGACGUAUUUAUAUGAAUACUCCUGCUUAUUUUUUUCAAAAAGUGUCUAAAAAAGAGAUGAUCGGUGCUUAUGUUUAUAAUAUCGUACUGCCCAAGGAAGGUAAUAGCAUUCUGAUAGAAAUAAACAGCGGAAGUAACAUCAACAACGGAUCAUGCCAAAAUUACCCAGUGAAAGUCCCUUCAGAAAUUACUAUGACGUCAUAUAGCCUAAUGCCUUCGCGAUUUAUUAAGGAGACAUCACGCGACAUCGACGAUAACAAGCUUGUUUUGCGGCGACGACGUCCCACCGAGUGCGCAAGUGCCACCAUUAAAACAGAAAGUCAGUGUUUUAGCGGCUACAAGAAACAGACUGGGGUAAACCUGAAGCUCUGUUACCGCAUCCAUCAUAGUGCCUAUUUUAACGUAUGUUUAUUUUUUUAAUCAUGUUAGAUUAUUGUGAUUAUACUAGAAAGC
Microplitis demolitor is the source of this 915-nucleotide messenger RNA. RefSeq lists its product as uncharacterized. Bases 283 to 882 code for a protein of 199 amino acids. The transcript has 5 exons. Lineage: Eukaryota; Metazoa; Arthropoda; Insecta; Hymenoptera; Braconidae. The record is from RefSeq and is marked provisional.